AUUUAAUUACCGGGGAGUUUAGUUUUUACUUAAAUAAUUUGCUUAACACAUACAAGAAAACAAAAACACUGCAGCUGCAAUCAUGGACAGAGAAGUGGGACAAGCGUACCACACAGUGCAGCUAUCAACAAAAGAAAUGCUGAAGAACAACCGCAGACAGAAUUUAAGCAAUAUGAUAGACUUGCUAGCAAGUAGCUGCAAGGCAUCUGGUCUGAUUGCUACUUCCUUCACAAACGACGAACUUAUUGAGUUCUGGCUAAAAGACAUCUUGCCGCUUAUGUUUGACUCUGAACGAAGUAUACAAACAGCCGCCAUUGCGGCAAUGUCGGAGGCACUGGUGGCGCUCGAUGUAAGCGUCAUACACAGCACCAGCGUGUGGCCGCAAAUUAGAAGCGAGUUCAUCAAUAAAUAUACGACUCUCAUUAGCGAAAUGCGUGAUGCUAAGAACUCGAAUUGGCACAAAAUCUGGACGCUGCUUGUACAGAUUAUGGACGAGGAAUUGUUGCGAGGCUGCACGUACAUCAACAAAUUUUUAGCCGUAGUAGAAAUGGGCUUCCGUAAUGCAGAUAAUGGGGUCCGCUCCGAGGCCUUCCUUUGUUGGCGCGUGCUCAUUAAGAUAUUCGCCGCCUACAACGAGCUAGCAGCCAGCAAACGCCUGCGCCUGCUACUUAUACCACUGCGCACUUCGCAAUCCCGUUCCUCGCACGUCACUGGCAUUAAGCUGCGUGUCUGGUGGUACCUGCUCACAUGCCUUGAGGAUGAUUUGCCCAAGGCUUUUGACAAUGCCGUAGAGUAUUUCCUAAGCUUAGUGUUUGGAGGUGGCGCGCGUGGGCAAUCUACAGGCCUUGUGCACAAUUAUCAAACAGCGCGCGAACUGGCUCUUCCGUGUCUGGUUUCUUUGUGGAGCUUAGAGUCAAAUGAUGAACUUCGUCGAAUCCUGCGCGAAUUACGGCUAGAGGCAUUGGCUCAACCCUCGCCACUAAUGCAAUCUUCCAUUUUGCAACAGCACUGGCGUCCGCUGCUUGCCGCCGCAGUUGUGGGUAUGCAGCUUAUGAACCAAAACGACAGCAGCUCUGAAACUGAAGAACAAUUGCUCCACAUGCUCGUGCGUAAUCUAACGCUGGCCAUGUUCCAGUUGCGUCAGGCGGCCUUCAUAAUAGCUACCUGUGCUGAGUUGGAAAAAACAUUGGCAACGUCUGGCCGGGUGGUGCGAAUUUUCUUUAAUACGUGCGCCUCAGAGAGUUUGGUGAUGAAACAUGACCAAGGCAGCGAUUAUCUUGACGUGCUGGAAGCAUGCAUGAAGCUGUGCAUUAAGGCUAAAGGAGAAGUACCCCCGGCUGUGCUUCAGCGCUGUCUAACUCUGAUAUUUUCACCGGAAGAACUACAAGCUCAUAACCAGAAUGACUUCCGCCAGCUUAUCUCGUUCGCCGAACUUCUAAUGCAAUCCAACGAUGAGGAGGACUAUGUUGCCUUUGGCGUAAAGCUGCACAUCUGGCGUCAGCUGACGAGCACUUUUGUUAGCUAUCUUCGCGAAAACGCACUCGAGUACCGGCUAACACACAAUGCCACAUUAUUGGACAGUUGGCUGUUGUGGCCUUUGCAGACGUGUGUGGGAUUUGCUGGGCGACGUGCACAUACUACCUUCGAUAGCGCCUUCUGUGAACAAUGGCGUCAGCUGCUCAAUGCGGGACAUAAUGCACCUGAUCGCAAGAAUUUUGUGGGCGAGCUAAAGAACGCAUUGAAAGAACUUUUAAAAAGCAGCAAAGAGGAGCUAUGUUUUCCAGAAUUAUUUGAAGCAUAUGUAGGAGCAGUUGUAAAGCUUGGAAUUUGCAAGGACGCCCCAAUUUACAAGGAUGUUUUCGCCCUUCUAAUGUCGGUUUUCGAACAACAAGCACUGCCCCAAAAGUCGCUGGAGGGCUGUCUAAAUACGCUACGCAAUCUCAUUCUGGAGUUGCGCCAGAACGAACUCAUGGUAAUUUUUGAUGCCCUAAAACCAACACUGGCGGCAGCAUUACAAUGCUGGAACAAGCACAAAUGCGAGGGAAGCUUCCUCAUUGAAUGGAAGCGUGCUAUACAGGAGAAGUUUCGCAAGCAGCCCAUGAAAAGCAUGACCAACCAGCUGAAGGAUCUGUUUAAGGGCGACGAUCUUUUUGUCAUUAUACCCUCAGUGUGGAGCUUAGAUCCAGACAAGCUCACCGAACGUCAAAAGGAGCGUUUUGCUGAAAAAUCUGACAUACCAGCACUAUAUAACGACAUGAGCCAAUCGCAAGACUCGUCAAUUAAGCCUUGGACACCUAAGAAAGUGGUUAUAGCAAAAAGUAAACAAGCUGAGCUGGCCAUUGGAGGUGAUACUAAUACCGACAGUCCUAUUGUUAUCGAGGAUACACCCAAUGAUGAACCUUUUGCUUUCACUACUGAAACGCCAAAGAGAAGACGCCAGACUGACUCUGCCUUGGAACUCAACAGCACGGAUAAGUAUAAAUUUCGAAAGCCACGUGCAUUAGGCGAAGAAGAUUCCACCUCAGGAACAGUCACGAGGACUCCAGCCAGCAAAGAGGAAACACCAGUUCGACUGACACGUCAACGCUCGGCUGCAACUUCAAAGGAUGUUAGCCAUGAAAAGCAGGAAUCAGUGGAGCGGCAAGAACGAUCGCCCACAAAGCACCAGCCCUCGGACUCUGCCACAAUCAAAGUAUCCACAAUGAAGGUAAAGUCAACAACACCAGCAUUAGAUACCGCCAAGUCAGCUUCCACGCUUUCCGAGGAUUUAUUUUCGGAUAUCGUUCCCACCCAAUUACCGGAGCUGUCAACAAAGGCAUCCAGUGUAGAAGAAACACAAUUGAUGGCGCCAAAGGAGACUCUGCUUGAUGAAUCGGCGCCGCCUCCUGCUCAAACAGUACCCGAAAUAAAUAUCGAACCAAUACAGCAAAUGCAGGAGACAUCACCGAAGAAGCCACCAACGCGCCUUUGCAAUUUGAACUCCCCACCGGAUCGCAAGCAGACCAACAACUCAACCAGCCCCACACUCCGGCCGAAACCAACGGCUCAUUUAACUGGACGUGGGGCACAAUUAAUCAACAUGAUACGAAAUAAGAAGCUGGAUAGCUGUUCUACCUCUUCAAACGGGUUCAACAGCAGCCGACAAGUGACGCCCGCUCGCAUGCUCGAGCGCACUGAAAUGGUGUCGACGCCGACAGCCGAGCUUAAUGAACUGAUUGGCACCGAGCAGACAUCCACGCCCAUACAGCAGCCGAAGGAUCUCUUAAUAUUCUCUAAGCGAUUGCCCUCGCCGUCGGCCUCCCCAUCGGCAAGCAUCCUUAAACGCAAGCUUCGCUGCGAAAGCAUAGACGAGAUGUCUAUUGAAUCGCCAGCGCUAAAGCGCAAACGCGUUAGUUUUCACGAUCCACCAGUGUCUGUGACCAAGGAGUAUUUGCGAGACACGGAGGAAAGGAGCAACAAACCGAAACGCUGCUUGCUACUAGACAACAAGAUGGUCGCACAAACUCCAGAUAUGAAGCAUGCGCUUAAACGACGCGGUCGCCUGGACAGCAUCAUUGAAAUUGAGAAGUUUGCCAAGGAGCAAACGGCACGAACGGCUCUAGCCGACAAGUCCAUGGACAAAUCUACAGAGAUGGUCGAGGAUGACGCCUUCACCACACUCAAGUGGAACGAUACGCAUAACAAUAGUGCUGCGAAUACAGAGAGCAACAGCAGCAUGAAAAUGGAACAAAAUCACAGUGUAAUUACCACAGCGGAACAAUGUCGCGAUCUGUCAAUUAUGGAUGCAGAUAAGGCUCUGGAUUUAGUCCUGGAGCAAUGCUCUCUAGAAACCGUGCUCGAGCGGUACUUCAGACAGACCAACACAACGCCGUAUAAAAGCGCCAAUGUGGUCACCAAAUUUCUGUCAGCUCAGAUGAGUGGCAAUCAUAAAAUGUGCACUAAUGUGCUUGAAACACUAUCCGAAAACCACUCUAAAGACUUUCUGGACCAUGCAGUACGCGAAAAUUUGUCCUCGGUGGUUUGCGAUCGCCUCAAUCCCAACUCAGUGCUGGACUAUAUAUUUGCCAAGUCCAAAAUUAACAGCACUUGUCGCAGCAAUCUGCUAGCUCAGGUGCCGGAUGUUCUGAAGAGCAGUCGCGUUGGGUCCGAGCGAAAAGACUUUGUACAGGAAUUGCUCCUGCAGUGCAGCUUCAAUGAUGAGCAACUGCUCGACAUUAUUGGACAACUUAUGCGGGCACGAGAGACGCGCGAACACAACAGCGAGAGUGUGGCUGAAACUGCGGCGGACUCCUCCUCCAAUUUGUGAGGGUUACAAGCAAUUCGAUGUUACGAAGGUACAUUAUGUAGGUGGAUUAAUAUUAAAAUAGUCUUAAACACAUCAUACACAUAAUCAUUUAUGUAAUAUUGAAACUUUUAAUUUGUAUAAAUCCCCUCGAUUAUGUAGAUUAGUAUUUAAAUGUACAUACAUUUUACAAGGGCCAUAUCAUCCCUAUUGGGUAUUUUAUGUUGGGUCUCACUAGAGGCUAAGGUUUACCUCUUGAUACAUUUUAAUUAUUAUUUUAAAAUUUUAGAUGUCAUUUUAUUCUAUAAUUUUUUAAAUAUCGUUCUUUUAUUGCACCAGGAAAAAUUUUCAAAUUAUACAAAGUAAAUAUGUAACGGAAAACAA
This is a messenger RNA of Scaptodrosophila lebanonensis, 4666 nucleotides long. It is a transcript of the gene Rif1, whose product is annotated as telomere-associated protein RIF1. Gene Ontology annotation, biological process: telomere maintenance. The record is from RefSeq and is a predicted model, not a curated record. Bases 83 to 4306 code for a protein of 1407 amino acids. NCBI's taxonomy places the organism in Eukaryota, Metazoa, Arthropoda, Insecta, Diptera, Drosophilidae. Gene Ontology annotation, cellular component: nucleus. The transcript has 4 exons.